Molecule: messenger RNA, 3879 nt
Organism: Pomacea canaliculata
Lineage: Eukaryota; Metazoa; Mollusca; Gastropoda; Architaenioglossa; Ampullariidae
Product: protein FAM227B-like
Exons: 16
Coding region: 285-2198 (637 amino acids)
Source: RefSeq, a predicted model, not a curated record
AACAAAUUAAAAUAUCCUUAUAUAAUACCCAGUUCAUUAACGUCAUGCAGCUCCACAACUGCCGCUAAUAUAAAAUGAUGCAACCACCCAACUCUCUCCUAAUUAAUGUAUUCUGUUCACUACAGGCAGCUCAUUAACAGCAGACAGCAUGACGCCCCAUCCCGAACUUCUCUGGUAACACUGGAUGGUAUCUGAACCUUACUCCCCUCUGUUUAAUAGGAUCGACCCAUAGCGUACUACCGGAAGUUCUACCAAUGAGCUUUUCGUUGCUGUGGUAAAUCAACAUGGCGGGGAUAAAUCGAAUAGGAUCUCCAAUGGAUCUCUGUGACGAAGGACUUGACGAAGCUCCUGAACAAGUGGAAAAAAGAAAGCGCGAAUUAACAGCUAAACAAACAUCCAAAUCCCCAUUUUUCAUUGGUUCCAUAGAAGAUGUAAACCAGAAAAUUGGAAAACUUGAACGAAGACUACAAAACCACACACAGUUGGUAGUGGAAAGCCGAGCAUCAGAACAGGAAUAUCUACCAGAGUUUGCACCUAGCAGUGCUCGCAGUAAUUACAGUUAUCAUCAAAGAGAGAAAGAAAAGAAGGACAUACAGAGAUUUGCUGGAUUCUUUGCCUUCAAAUCAACAUUUUUUCCAAAAGUGAGCACAAGAGUAAAAAACAUAUCAAAAAUAAGUAAAGAGACUGGGAAAGAAACAACAGUCCAUUUGAAGAAGGAGAAAGAUGCUGGGAAACCCAAAUUUGCUGAGCUUCAUCAGUUUCCUGGGUAUGACCCCAAUAAAUUGACUCCAUUACCUGGUCACCUAACAUCUGAGGAGAUACUGAAUGUUGUUGUACAAGCUUCAGUAAGAAUAGAUAAGAUGCACUCAUAUCGACCAGAAUUUCAGCGCCUAUUGUUCUCAACAGCUUCUCAAGCUAUUCUGCAAGACACAUUUUGGUAUUUCUUCUUGGAGAAGUUUCAGAAAAGUCCUACUGAACAGCAAAAUCUUUUUAAUCGUGUGGCUCACAAUUAUGUGAGUCUUCUCUUUGAUGCAAACAAUCCCUACUUCAGGGACACUUUUUUGAAGCAAUAUCCAACAUUGAUAUCACAAGCAGUUUAUGCCACAUUUUGCCACUGCUUUCCAGACUCCUACACACAGUUUGGAGAAAAAUUUAAAGAUGAAAUUGUCUUCCUAGUGUUUAGCUGGAUAACAGGAAUCCAUCCUCCUCCUCGUUGUUGGAUGGAAUGGAAUUUUGAAAAACUGGAACCACGUAAUAUCAGGACAAAGGCAGAGAUAAUGAACCGAAGCAAAAAGAAAACUUUGAAUUUUGACUACCUGGACUUUCUGACUUCACCCAACAACAGCCAGGUGCCAACCAUGUCAAUGAAAUCUUCAGCCUCUAGCAGCAAUUCUUUUAGCCCAAAACAAGUACGUUUUGGACAUAAAAACAGAGGCAAACAUGAAGCCAUAUUUCAGAAGGAAGCAGAUAAAGAAGGCAGAGGGCAAUUACAUAUUGUAACCUCAGUCCAGGAUGACCACCUUAUUGAUGUUGUAGCACAUGAACAGAGGAUUUGUGACAAGUCAGUGGCUGAAAAUAGCAUAACUACCAGUGAUGGUCAGGUUAAACAAAUAACCAGAGAUGAUGAUAAGGAAGAUGCACCAUCCUCCACUGCCAAGCUGAAUGAGGAAUGGGGAGAAGACGUCAAGAAGUCACAUGCCUUGUCCUCUGCUUUUCUGGCAUUGAAGGAGAAGCCAGACUAUAUGAUGUCACAUCCAGCAUGCAAGGGACCAGAUUUUGUGAAGGCAUCAUUGAACUUAAAUGGGAAAAGUCCUCUUGUAGCACACUUCCUUCAGCUGCAUAACAUAACUGCACCUUUCAACCUAGUUAUACAUAUACCUCACAGAGAAAUUGAAAACCUACCUCCGCUUAAUGCCCCGACAUAUAAAGAUAUUAUUCACCAGUCAUCGAAGGUAAUCAGGACCAUCGAACAGAAAUUUCAAGAGAUGUAUGCAAGAAAGCAACAUGAGAGGGCUGAAAUCAUGAAGGAGCAUCAAGCAGUCUUGAGGGAAUACAAGAAAAGAGAGGCAUCCCUGCUUAGUAAUAGUCUUCAGGUGAAGUGCCUGACAGACUUAAUUGUCUUGGAACAGAAGAAAGGAUCUGAUCCCAUAUCAGCUGGAGCUCAUCAAGCAAUUAAAGCAGCACUCAUGGGUGAAUAAUAAUACCACAUUAAGACUAUGUAACUGAGUGGUGUAAUGGAAACUUACGUCUGCAAAACAUUAUUUUUCACUUACCACUCAGUGUCUGCAUGUAGAAUGUUUUCUGCUGAAUGGACCACCAUAGCAAAUGUCAUACUGUUGGAUGGCUUUUUCUGCAUUGUCUUGUCAACUCUAUUGAGAAGUGUACAUUUCAUCCAUUCUGUUAUUCUGCAUUUCCUUAUAUUUCUAUGUCAUCUGCCUACCACCUCCCACUUCUAUCUCUGUACCUUUUCCACCUAAACUGUCUGCUAGCUAUGCUCAAAGUGCUUUACAUCCUGGGUGAUAAAACUAAGCUCUAGGCUGUAGUAGGUGCCAAGUGCCAUUUGAUAUUCCUAUGCUUGUGAUCAUGUCAGAGACACACCCAGCUGCAUUUGGUCAGCAAGUGGCAAGUGUGGCCUCAUGUUUGACCUGCUCCACCAUGUAGCCAGUCUCAGCAUUUGAUAAAUUUCUGAGUCUAGCCAGUAAUCAGAAUGCCUGGUCAUAAUUGAAUUAAAUAGUUGAACCCAGGUGUUUACCCUAAUGAAACGCUUUUUUUAGAAAAUUUAUUUCAAACUACAAAGAACAAAAAAAAAAAAAAUUUCACAAUUCGUAUUUGGUCAGGUAAAAAUGUGCGUAUGAUUAGAAUCUUAGUUUCUUUAAUUUGUUUUUUCAAUCAGAUAAUGCGAUUUUUAAGAUAAAUGAUAAAAAAUGAUUUCUUGCAUAUAUAAAUUAAAAUUAUCUGAUCCAUGUAGAAAUUAAAUUUGAUUAUUGUUUGUAUUUCACUUAAUAAACAACAUAAAAGCAAAACAUCUUUACCAGUUUUGUUUUCAGUAUGCCUUGAAUUGUUGACAAAUACCCAUUUAGAGUUCAUGUCAUGUUGCAUGUUUAAAAUUAAUUUUUUCCAUUAAUUGUUAUUUGUUCAUUUGAAGGUCCCAUUUUCUAUGAUGAAAUGGGAAAGACAGUGAAGUAAUCCUUACACCUUUACGAAAAUAAUUGUUUUCCUUUCCAAUCAUGUCCUAAUGACUUUGCUGUAAAGGCAGUUGUCACAUUGAACUAAAGAGAGAAUAACUUGAAAUCAGAAGACAUCAAUGAUACAUUAUUUUCCUUCUGAGUAUAGCUGAAAAAAAUCUUCCUAUAAUCUAGAUAUUUGCUUACAUAUUUUUUUUUCACUUUUUCAAAAUAUUGUAUGAAAAUAUUCUUGAUGAUUUCUGUAGAGCAAGUGGUUUGAUUAUCACAUUCUAAAUAUUUUUAAAAAAUCUGAAGUACUAUUGUAAAAACUUCAGCAUCACACUCUAAAGGAGCAAGUACAAUGAAGCAAUCUGACAAUGGAGACAACCUUCAUUUUAAUAAUAAUUUAAUUCCAAAAUGAAAAGGACCUUAUGUAAGAAAGAUGCUAAAAUUAGUAUGGCAUUGCUUUUGUUAGUAGUAUUAACAGUAAUUUGGAAGUUGCUGGCUUGAUAUUCUGUGAUGAAGACAAUGCUAACAGAUGUGAAGUUAUUUACAACAUUGUGUACAGAUGUUCCAGCCUAAAGUACCCUAUAAAUGAUUGAUAAUUCUGGAAUCUAUGAUACAUUAACCUGUAACAAGCAUAUACAGAGGUCUGAAACCUAAAAACAAAUUUCUCCUCCCUCAACCAAAAACAAAUUAUGCAGUCAUCACACAC